CACUCAGAUCCACCUGUCAGGUUAUUGGACAUUUGUAUGUUAUAUGAAUGUGAAAACAGAACAACUAGAAGCAAGGAUAACAUUUCUAAAGCUACUGCAAAACAUUUUCUUUCAGUACAGCGUGUUAAUGUUUAUCUAAACGGCAAGAAAUACCCUGCAUUUAGUGGGAUAUGUUUAAACAAUGUCCGCAAGCAAGAUGGAAGUAUUGACAUAGACAGUGCGUUAAGUGUUUCACAUAAUGAGCUUGGAAAUCUAAUUAUUACUUGUCCUACUAUAUGGAUUUGUAAUGGUGUACUUUUAGAGUAUUCAGUGGAGUUUCUUGCUGAUAAGUUAUUGAUUAAACUGAAUGAUGUUGAACUACGAAACUCCCUUCUUGAUGUUCCCCCUGUUUGCAAUGUUAGCCAGAAGGACAUAAAUAGAAUAACACACAUCAUUAAACACAUCCGUGUAUGUAGAGGGAAAGCUGUGGAAAAACAAAAUGAUUUCCGAGGAAAGAGUGAUAUUGGAACCUGGGAGAAUGUAUUCAGUAGUGACAAGGAGCAAAGGUUACAGUCAAAAUACUGUGAGAAAGUAGUUCAAUGGAUUCUACACUAGAUAUAUGUCAACCUUGUAAACGAUUGUUAUUGCGAAAAAGAAGUAAACAAGAAAAUGCAAAAGAAGAAACACCAGUACAUGAAAGCGUAAAACACCAAGAAGUGUCACAACCCAAAUAGAAAGUCCAGUACAAUGAAGACGACAGUGAUGUAAUAACGUUACAACAAGAAUAUCAUGAUGUCAUGACAGGACUGGUUCACAACAUGUUAGACAGUGAAACAAAUGAGAACUUUAAAACGCUACUUAAAACACAACUUACAAAUAUUAAAGAACCAAAAGCUAGACGAUGGGACAAGAAUGUUAUCAGAGUUUGCCUGGCAAUGUACUGCAGAUCUCCAAGAACAUACGAAGACCUCAAAUGCACAGGAAUGCUAGUUCUGCCAUCAACAAGGUUACUUAGGUAUUACAAAAAUUCUGUGCACCAAAAGCCAGGACUCCAUGAGGAUCAACUGUCAUGGGUAGCGCAAGAAGCAGGCAAUGCAGGUCUAAGUGAGUUUGGCCGAAGAUGUGGUAUAUUACUCGACAAAAUGACAAUUCAAGAUGAUUUACAGCUGUUACUUUGA
Mercenaria mercenaria is the source of this 1157-nucleotide messenger RNA. RefSeq lists its product as uncharacterized. The transcript is spliced from 3 exons. The coding region runs from base 777 to 1157 and encodes 126 amino acids. The record is from RefSeq and is a predicted model, not a curated record. Lineage: Eukaryota; Metazoa; Mollusca; Bivalvia; Venerida; Veneridae.